This is a messenger RNA of Dioscorea cayenensis subsp. rotundata (Guinea yam), 1854 nucleotides long. Its product is annotated as GDP-L-galactose phosphorylase 2-like. Gene Ontology annotation, molecular function: GDP-D-glucose phosphorylase activity. The record is from RefSeq and is a predicted model, not a curated record. Lineage: Eukaryota; Viridiplantae; Streptophyta; Magnoliopsida; Dioscoreales; Dioscoreaceae. The coding region runs from base 546 to 1685 and encodes 379 amino acids. Gene Ontology annotation, cellular component: cytoplasm. Gene Ontology annotation, biological process: glucose metabolic process. The transcript is spliced from 8 exons.
GUGAUUUUGUUGGAUUUGAAGGAAUUUAUGGUCUUUGAUUUGAUCGCAACUCGAUUCUAUGAGGAAUUGUGGGUUUUUGUAGAUCGAUUUGGUUCAAAUCUAGGUUUUUUCUUGACUUUUUAUGACCGGGAUGGAAGAGAACAUUUUGAGGUUAUUUUGAUUUGUGGAAGUCUAGGUUGAACUUGAUUAGUACUGGCAUUUUCAGAAUCGAUGAAUUCUUGAGAACUUCCUUGGAAAUUGUUUAAAGUAAUUGGUGCUGUUGAGGAAUUGCUGGUCCGGAUAGGGCUGGCUUGAGUUAGCUACCACGGCUCUAAGAAAAGAAACCCGUAUUCAAAUUAGAAGGGGAAAAGUAUGCUCGCAAGGUUUCCCUAAGUUCCUGAUUGCUUCCCCUUCUUUCCACGGUGGUCGAGGUGCCCUACCUUCUGCUGGUGGGCAUCCUGCAGAUUUAACCUUUCUUGCGGGUGGCGGUUCAGAAGUUUGAUCGGAUUAAGUAGCAUAGCUUUAGGUUACUACAUUCUAUUCUAUCCGAGCACUGUGCUUAUAAUAUGGUGACAGUAAAGCAGUUUGAAAGCGCCUACUCGUUUCUUAAAUUGAACAGUACUGAGCAGCUGAAAUGUCAUGUUAUGCCUCUCAGAGGAACUAGUGCACCCCUUUACCAGUUAAGGGAAUCUUUUUCCAUAGAAACUGGUGCCAAUGGGGACUUUUUAUCCAAUGCUGAAGAGGGACAGAAUCUACUUGGCACACUCCUCCUUGCUCAGUGGGAGGAUCGUGCAUGGAAGGGUCAGCUCAACUAUGAUGUUACCAACUGUGAGACUAAGGUGAUUUCUGGUGGGAAGAAGUUCAUUGCGCAGUUAAAUGAGCAAUGGAGUUCAACCUCUUUGGCUUUAUUUGAGAAUGCAGACAACCAACUAUUGGGAUCAUCAAGAAUGACCAAUGUCAAAAUCUGCAGAGACAAUAUACUCCUUUGCAUUACAAGAGGAGAAAAUGCAAGCCCUGAGCUUAUGCAUUCGUCCAUGCUGCCACAAGAUGGGACCUUGGUCUUUGUUAAUGUCAACCCAAUUGAGUAUGGUCACAUCUACUUGGUUCCAUAUAAAUUUUAUAAUCCGUCAAAGAUAUUGGACAAAGAAUCACUAGAAUAUAUCAACGAGAUAGCUAUUGAGUUAGAUGACUGCUUCUUCCGUAUGUUCUAUGAUUAUGCACCUCUUGUGAAUCCAAGUGCCGUAUAUUUUCAGGCCAAUUUCUUUGCAAGUGUUUUACCCGUGGAACUUGGGGAGCUGAUCCCUGUAUAUGGUGAUCCACUUGAUGGAGGGAUCCAAAUAUGUGAGGUUGCUGGAUAUCCCAUUAAAACCUUGGUCUUCAUGAGCAGGGACAACCCCAAAUUACUGGCAAGAGUCAUGUCAGAAAUAUGUUCUGUUCUCCAAGAUCGCGAUGCUGUGUUCAGUCUGCUAAUCUCAGACCGCGCCCGUAAAUUCUUCUUGUUCCCUCAGGUCGAAUCAUCAUCUGCUACCAAUCAUCUGUCGGCCUGGGAAUGUGGAGGCUACUUCAUAUUCAACACAGUCACCAAAUUUGAUGAUGUCUCCGAGGAGGAUAUCUUUAAUCGAUUGGCUUCCGUUUCACUUGAUGACCAAGAUUUCCAAACCCUGAAGCAGCAAAGCUGCUGCAUUGCAAACAAGGUAUUUCCUUGAGAUGAAUUCAUUCUACCAGGUCUACUUAGUUUCUCUCUCUCUCUGUAUUUACAGAGAGUUCCAUCUCUUUAAGUUUCUCUUGUGUGAUUUGUAAGUCUUGUUAGCUAUGAAGCCUAUUUACCAUGUGGACUUCUCAUGGUGUACUAAAAUAGGUUCAAUAAUUAGUCCC